Molecule: messenger RNA, 3847 nt
Organism: Rhodamnia argentea
Lineage: Eukaryota; Viridiplantae; Streptophyta; Magnoliopsida; Myrtales; Myrtaceae
Product: phosphatidylinositol 4-phosphate 5-kinase 6-like
Exons: 8
Coding region: 412-2706 (764 amino acids)
Biological process (GO): phosphatidylinositol metabolic process
Molecular function (GO): ATP binding; 1-phosphatidylinositol-4-phosphate 5-kinase activity
Source: RefSeq, a predicted model, not a curated record
UUCUCGGAAAAACAAAGGAAAAAGCCGGUCAUACAGAGUUGGUGGCAAUGGUACAAUCCGAACUUUUGCUUUGCCGUCAUCAAUCCGACAUUUUUCAUCGUUUUGUUGUUCAAAUCUUACAGCUUCGUCUCGGGAGAGCAAUAAAACAGACAUCUUGUUUCGUCUUUCCUCUUUUCUUUCCCUGCCCGCGACGUCGAUCCUGUUCAAGAUUGCCGUCCCCUGCUCCGAGCUUGUUCCUGAAAUGGUUUCUCGGUCUUGAAUGGAAAGCACCCACAGGGAGAGAGAGAGAGAGAGAGAGAGAGAGAAGAGAGAGCUUGAUUUUCAUCUGGGUACAGAUGCGUGGAGGCGACGAGGAAGAAAGAAUGUAAACGGAGAGGGCCUUUUCUCUCUCUCGGUGUAUUGACGAGAGAAAUGAGCAAAGAAAAUGUUGGCAUUGUCAAGGCCUGGGAAUUAACGGUACGCAAAUCGCAAACUGCUGCCGCUACCAAAAGAAGGGCAAACAGCAUUUUUGCCGUGAUGUCGGUGGCGCACGUCGACGAGGAGGAGGAGGAGGAGGAGGAGGACGGCUGCAAUGCCAGCCCCGGCGAGGUCUACCAUGCCGAGAAGCUCCUCUCCAACGGCGACUUCUACACUGGCCAGUGGGCUGAUAACCUCCCCCACGUUCACGGGAAGUACCUAUGGACUGAUGGGUGUAUGUAUGUUGGUGAGUGGCACAAAGGCAAGACCAACGGGAAAGGGAAAUUUUGCUGGCCUAGUGGAGCCACUUAUGAGGGUGAAUUCAAGAACGGGUAUAUGGAGGGUAAAGGGACUUACACAGGUGCCUCAGGGGAUACUUAUAGAGGUUAUUGGACCACGAACUUGAAACAUGGACAGGGGACUAAGAGUUAUGCCAAUGGGGAUUAUUACGAAGGCGAAUGGCAACGCGGGUUGCAGGAUGGUCAUGGGAGGUACCGAUGGAUGAAUGGUAACCACUAUGUUGGACAAUGGAAAAAUGGGGUGAUCAAUGGAAAUGGCACGAUGCUUUGGACUAACGGAAACCGAUAUGAUGGGUUAUGGGAAGACGGUUUGCCUAAAGGAAAUGGGACUCUUAGAUGGGCAGAUGGGAGUUCCUACGUGGGUGUCUGGAGCACAGACCCGAAGGAGCAGAGUGGAACAUUCUAUCGAUCCGGCUCAAUGGCGGGUAAUGUCGAUUUCGACCCACAAAAGGUUUUUGCAGUGGAUUUAAACGACUGUAGAGUAUCAACUGGUGAAAAGGUGCUGGUUUUGCCUUCACAGAAGAUGCUAAGCUGUCCUCCUGUUGUUGAGGGGGUUUUCAAGCCCUCAAAGGUCUGUGAUUAUAGCUGGGAUUCUCAUGGUGAUAGAAACGGAGACGCGACACCUAGGAAUAUGGUCGAAGGGCUAGGAAGUAUUCAGCUUGAUGAUUUGGAUAUGAGAACAGCACGCACAAGGCAACGGGCUUCAAGAAUACAGCCAGUCAAGAGACAAGGGGAGACAAUAACGAAGGGGCACAAGAACUAUGAGCUAAUGCUCAAUCUGCAACUAGGAAUCAGGCACUCUGUUGGGCGGCCCGCUCCAGCAACCUCUUUGGAUCUGAAGGCUUCAGCUUUUGAUCCUAAAGAGAAGGUGUGGACAAGAUUUCCCCCUGAAGGAUCUAAGCAUACUCCUCCUCACCAAUCUUGUGAAUUCAAGUGGAAGGAUUACUGCCCAGUGGUUUUCAGGACUCUCAGAAAGUUGUUCAAGGUGGACGCAGCAGAUUACAUGAUUUCUAUAUGUGGAAAUGACGCUCUUCGUGAACUUUCAUCCCCAGGAAAAAGUGGAAGUUUCUUUUACUUAACCAAUGAUGACCGCUAUAUGAUUAAGACAGUGAAGAAAGCAGAAGGGAAGAUGCUCUUGAGGAUGCUACCUGCUUACUAUAAUCACUUUAGGGCAUACGAGAAUACUCUAGUUACCAAAUUUUUUGGCCUACAUUGUGUCAAAUUGACAGGGGCUACCCAAAAGAAGGUAAGAUUUGUCAUCAUGGGAAAUCUGUUCUGUUCGGAGAACACUAUACACAGGCGCUUCGACUUAAAAGGUUCUUCACAUGGUCGUAUCACUGAGAAACCAGCGGCAGACAUUGAUGCAACCACCACCCUAAAAGACCUGGACCUCAACUUUAUUUUUAGAUUGCAGAAGUUUUGGUUCCAAGAGCUUUGCAGACAAGUGGACAGGGAUUGUGACUUCCUUGAACAGGAGAGGAUAAUGGACUAUAGUCUUCUGAUUGGUCUUCACUUCCGGGAUAUAUCUUAUAGCAAAGACUUGCUUGUGGGGGGAGCUCGUCCUUCCAGGGCUCAAACUCCUAGAGGGACUGGGGACACUGACAGUGGCAUGGGACGAUUUUCAAAUGUAGAGGUGGACAGAAAUCUCUUGGAUCCUACCAGGUGGGCUUCCAUUAAAUUGGGAGUAAACAUGCCUGCUCGGGCCGAAUUAACAGUGAGGAGGACUGAUUGUGAAUCUCAGCUGAUUGGAGUUCCGACAGGAGAACUGUAUGAUGUUAUCGUCUACUUCGGCAUAAUAGACAUAUUGCAAGAUUAUGAUAUCACCAAGAAGAUUGAGCACGCGUACAAAUCGUUCCAAUAUGAUCCGACUUCGAUAUCGGCCGUUGAUCCAAAGCAGUACUCUAGACGCUUCCGGGAUUUCAUAUUCAGAAUUUUUGUCGAAGAUACCUGAAGGUUCAGAUUGACAAGUGUUUUCAUCAAUCACACACGGUGUACAUCCAUGUACAGCCCAUUUUUGUUCGGGAAGGUGAUUCUCAUCUGCAUCAUCAGAUCACGGCCCCCAGUUGUUUGAGCUGGAAUUGCGAGCAAGACAUUCUGACUCUGUGGGAACAUGUGUCUCGUAAUCAGCUUGCGAUUUUUUAGCAGCGGCUCAUUAAGUAAACAGUUCCAUAGGCACAGGAUUCAUGUUGAAGCAAAAAUGUUGACUGGUGCCAUGAAGAGAAGUUGCCCCCCAAGCCUAUUUCAAAUGUAAAUGCACUAACCAACAGGCAAUUGAUUAUGGGAAGUUCGCCAUGUUUUUUGUACCGAAAAAUUUCCCAGGAGAUGAGGGGGUCUCGAAAUUCAGGAUGAGUUAUGAUGUACAAUAGACUAAUGAGAAGGAAAGUACUACAAAUGGUACUCAGAUUCGUGCUGAAUGAUCUUAGGCUCGCUUCGGUGUUAUUUAUUGUAGACUUGGACUGAGGAAAAAAAAAUUACUGACAGCCAAUGUUGAAGCUUCUAAGUCUGCUUUUGAGCUCCAAAUUGUCGUAUAUACCAGUUUUGGGGAGAACAUCAAGUAGCUGGAAGGUGCUGUUUUUGUGCAUUCAGGUGCUAAAUCUGAUCUUCUAUGACCCAAACAAGGAUAUGUAGCAGAACUGGAGAAACCCAAAAUAAUAUUUAUAUGGACUCAGAGUCUCCAUUCCUUUUCUUUGUUUUUACUCUUAUUUUCUACCUGCUAUUGUUUGGAAGCAUGAAUGAGAGGUAACGCAUUGGUAAAAAAUCAAGCUUCAAGAUCUGAUGGAGGAAAACACGUGCAGAAUAUAGCUGGGCGAGUUUAAUGUGAGGAGCUGUAAGAAGUCACGUGAUCUUACCUAAAGUUUGCAAAUUCUUCCAACUUCCACAAAGGGUCUUCGUAUAAUCUUCCGUGGACAAAUAGAUUGAUGAACUGUUUAGUACUUCUUCCUUGUUUGUUAUCCGAUUUCGCAACGGAAUCAAAAGCAGGUUACUUGACUUUUAUUCUUUUCUGGUUCCAAUUCUUUCUUGGAGCAGCUGCGAUUCUCUUCCAUUGAGAAAGACUCCAUGCACCGGACUAUUUUGCCUAGGUUCUUGCCUAA